Molecule: messenger RNA, 2925 nt
Organism: Gossypium arboreum
Lineage: Eukaryota; Viridiplantae; Streptophyta; Magnoliopsida; Malvales; Malvaceae
Exons: 4
Coding region: 1-2925 (974 amino acids)
Source: RefSeq, a predicted model, not a curated record
AUGGAGCAAAUUUUGAAUCUGAUCGAAGUGGAUAGUGCAAAUAGUAAUAUCAAAGUUUCCAUAACCGAGUCAACAAUGAUGCAGAUUCUUCACAAAUCAAUGGACAAAGCAUACCGGAAAGUUAAAUCAAAAACCGGUGUAAUCGAACGUUUGAAUGAAAUAUCGAAAUUCUACCAACUCGCGGUGAUUCAAUUAGAAGGUUGUUUGAAAUUCGUUCAACAAGAAAGAGGUAAUUACGAUCUAGAAACUAGCCAGGAAUUAUUGCUUGACGACUUGACAGAGAUCAAGGAUCGGCUUCAAGGUCGACUUAAGGAAGUCGAAUCCGCGAUUUCUGAUAAGGAUAAAGAGUUAUCGGAGAGAUUAGGGAAUGAAUUGAAGCUUAAAAAGGCAUUGGAGAGGAGUGAAAAGAAAAGGGAUUCAUUGUAUGCUGAUCUUGAAGAACAUAGGAAAAAUGAGGGCAUUGAUGAGUUGUUUCUUGGGAGUCAAGCAAGCAUCGAAGCCGGGGAUCGAGAAGGCGAAUUUUGUGAGUUGAAGCAUUCGGUUGAUCAGCAGGUGUGGAACAUUCAACAACAGCUCGAGCCGAAUUAUCAGAUUCAAGAUGAAGAAAGAAAUCAAGGGAUCGACAAUAAGAAAAUCGAGCAGAUGGGGUCAGAUAUCGGGAUUUUGAAGGGGACUUUAGAUCUUGCCUUUUGUAAGAUGCAGAAUGCAAUUUUUUUAUCCGAACUCGGGCCGAUCGAGCAUCAAUGGAUGUGGAACAUUGAGAGAUCUAUAUCUGCAGUUGUGAUUAAAGAUCUGUUGAAAGGUUUCCGAGAGAAUUUUGAAGACGAAGUGAAGAAACAAGAGUUGCAGGCCUCGUUAGGCUUGCGGAAACAUUUAUCCAAGGUGAUUCGAGAGAUUAAUGUCCUUAUCCACGAGCUUCGGUUUGUUAGUAAUCCGGAUGAGGCUCAAGUCAAGAAACCGAAGGAAAUUCUGAAAGCUAGACGUUUUUUGGAGGGUCAAGAUCUCGGGAAAUUGGGUAUAAUCAAGCAACACGGAGAAGAGGAUUCCGGAAAUGAUCAUGGAAGCCAUGUUGUAAAGAUGAUAAAGAAUCAUGAGUCUAUAAUCCGGGGAAAGAGUGAGGAGCUCGAUUUGUUGACACGGGAACUUCUUGGAGAAAAAUCAAGUCCACCAACAUGGAAAGAAAAGGAUUCCGUCAAUCCGAAACAACGAAUUCAAGAACUUAUGGUGAGAUUGGAGAGUUUAAUCAACUCGAGUCCUGAAAUAGAUGAUGUUUUUUUUGAUAAUAAGUAUGAUUGUGAACUGCAAAAGCCUCUCAAGACAAGGCCGUUUACAGAUGACAGAACCGAUAUCAAGGAAUGCGGUGCUCACAGUAUGGAAGAAAUAUGGGAACAAGUGAACAAAAGCUCAGUUCCUGAAACAAGAAAUGAAGCUCAUUGUAGCGAAAUAAAGCUUGUGAAACAAGAAAUGGAGGAUUCAAAUCUUCAAACCCGGCUAAUGGAAGACAUUCAAUUAACUCUUUUCAAAAGUUUGGUGGAUGAAUUUCAUGUUGAGAUGCUUAAUCAUCACAUGCAUUUCCUAAUUAAAGAAGGUAUGUACGAAAACUUUAUCCAGGAAAUGAAAACCGAGUGGAACAAGGAAAUGGGAAGUGCGAAAUACGAUACCUUGUUCCCCAAGGCAACGGCGCGUGAAAGUCACCAAGCAAAUAGCGGAUUAGAUCAUUCGGAGGGUACGGUGCCGUUACUCUAUUCUGAAAACACGAACCUAGAGGAGUUAAUUCACCCUGAUUACUUCUUUAGAGAACUUUGGCACGACAUUUACACGUUCCUCCUGCGGGAAAUACUCCGGGAAUGGAAUGAAUAUAUAGAAACUUUCGAGUCUGUAAGUUGUUUAAGUGAGGAAAUUUGCUUGCUUGUCUUUGGUGAGAUCUUUAGAGACAUUAUAAACACUUCCAAUUCCUCAUUAAACAAACUACGAGAGAUCAAAGCCAAUGAUAACUUCUUCGAAACUGUGGCAAUGUCGAUCAAGGACGACGUUCUGAAGGUUUUCCUAGCAGAUAUAAUCAAGGAAUUACAUAUGAAAAUAUAUGCAUUUAGCCUCGAGAGUCUCAUAAGGGAAGAUGUUUUUCAAUUGGUCAUUGUUGAGGCAGUGAAACAAGGUUGCAUUGUAAAGGAAACCGAUGACCGGAGGAAUCGAGACCAAAGUCCGAACAACUCGAUCUCUGCCGACAAUUUGAGACAUACAUUAGAUAAACUAGUCAAGUUUUUCGAAGACGAAGAAUCUCUAAUCCUAACCGCCUGUUCCGAAACAAAGCAACAGAAGAUCCGCCUUCAACACGUCAUGUCCAGAUUCAAUUUCGACCAACAUGAGCAUUGUCCCGGGUUUUUAACCUAUGAUGGAAACAGUACUAAUUCAGCAGAUAUCAAGCUUGAGAAAGCUUUACUACAAUUGGAUUAUGGCAAGGCAUCAUUGAAUGAGUUAGGGUCCCAGUUAGGCAUAACAAUAAAUAAUUUAGAUCCAAUUAUUACCACUAGAAAUUGCAGGAAUCCCUCCAUUGAUGAAUAUCUUGAAACCUUCUUCCAGGAUAUAGCGCAAAUGUUGAAGAGUUUCGAGUUCGAAUCAUGUAUGGAAUUAGGAAGGCAUUCUUUGAGGUUAGAAGAAAUGGAGGGUGAGGUAAAUUUAGUUGCUAAGCUCAUUGCCUCACUCAUCCAAAAGGAAUCACUUUACAGGAAAGCUUUCAUAAGGAGAUGUGAGAAUCUACAAAUGGCUGAAGCUGAGGUGGACCUUCUUGGAGAUCAAGUGGAGCAACUUACAGAACUACUUAAGAAGAUAUAUGCAAAACUACAUCAACAUUCUCCACUUUUGCACCACUAUUUUGAGGUUUCAGAAAUGUUGAAGCUAAUAGAGAAAGAAAUAGGAGAAAGAUGA